This is a messenger RNA of Rangifer tarandus platyrhynchus (Svalbard reindeer), 534 nucleotides long. The record is from the annotation of a GenBank genome assembly. NCBI's taxonomy places the organism in Eukaryota, Metazoa, Chordata, Mammalia, Artiodactyla, Cervidae.
AUGCGUGCAGGGCAAGCCAAGUGGAACUGUCCGGCCAGGCCAGCGAAGAGACUGGGCGUCCCGAGGGCUGCAGAUGGAGCUGGGAGUGGGAGGCGCCUCCUGUGGGUGGUUGUUAACCACUCACAGCCUGUGAGUUGGUCCAGAAGGGGGGAAGAGGAAGAAGAAAGUGAGCGGGUCGCUGGGGACGAAAAGGAAUCAGAAGGGCGAUGCGGGGAAGCAGAGGACAGGAGGGGAAGGAAGGACCACGCAGACGCUGAGCGGCCGCUAGGAAGUCAGCCCUGCGCGGGACUGGGCGGGUCCGGGGCGCGCGGGGCUGCAGGCGGAGCCCGGGUGCGCCCCGGCGCCUGGCAGAUGCGGGAGAGUCCGCCCAGGCCUUCCCGCAGCUCCUCCGGCUGCCUCGGUCGCCGCCGGGGACCGCAGAGCACUCGCGCGGCCGGGCCACCCGGGCCAUCCCCGGCUCCCCGCGCGUCCAGGCCGCGCCUCCCCACCGCCCGCGGGGCCAAGCGACGUCACUGCGGCUCUGACGCGCGCUAA